Nematolebias whitei (Rio pearlfish) is the source of this 1735-nucleotide messenger RNA. It is a transcript of the gene epn3b, whose product is annotated as epsin 3b. Gene Ontology annotation, molecular function: phospholipid binding; clathrin binding. The transcript has 10 exons. Gene Ontology annotation, biological process: endocytosis. The record is from RefSeq and is a predicted model, not a curated record. Lineage: Eukaryota; Metazoa; Chordata; Actinopteri; Cyprinodontiformes; Rivulidae. Gene Ontology annotation, cellular component: endosome; clathrin vesicle coat; plasma membrane.
GUCAGAGAUCGCUGACCUGACCUUCAAUGUUGUGGCAUUUGCUGAGGUCAUGGGCAUGGUGUGGAAACGCCUCAAUGACAGCGGCAAGAACUGGAGACACGUUUACAAGGCCCUGACUCUGCUGGAUUAUCUGCUGAAGACUGGAUCAGAGAGGGUGGCCCAACAAUGCCGUGAAAACCUAUUCACCAUUCAGACGCUGCGUGACUUCCAGUACGUGGACCGUGAUGGAAGAGACCAGGGGGCCAACGUUCGAGAAAAAGCACGGCAGCUGGUGUGUCUGCUGCGGGACGAGGACCGGCUCCGCCAAGAGAGAAGUCAAGCCUUGAAGACCAAGGAGCGAAUGGCUGGAGGAGGAACCGGAGGGAGCGGGAGCGGAGGUGGGAGCGGUGGCGUGUGCGGAGGGAUUCCCCCAUCCUACCACCCAGGCAGACGCACAAGUCAGCCCAGCAUGGCUGUGCUGUACGGCGAAGAGUUCAGCCGCUCCAGAGGCUCUCCGUCCUCCUUCAACUCAUCGGCCUCGUCUCCGCGCGCCGCCUCAGACCUGGAGCAGGCUCGACCUCAGACCAGCGGGGAGGAGGAGCUGCAGCUGCAGCUGGCUUUGGCCAUGAGCAGGGAGGAGAGUCAGAAGGAGCAGCGUUGUCGCCAAGGAGACGACUCACUGCUACAGAAAGCCUUGGAUGAGAGCCGCAGAGAGAGCCGGUCAGAGACACACGAGUCUGCCAUGUUGGACCUCGUGGACAUUUUUGGCUCAUCAUCUGAGCCACAGCCUCCCACUGGCGACCCAUGGCCCACAGUUCAGCCCCCCAGUAACACCAUCUCCAACCCCUGGGUCUCUGUAGGUGGGUGCUUUGUUACAGACACCUGAAUGUUUUUUAAUCAGAACAACACCUCAGUCCAGUCCAGCUCUCCUGUGAUUGGCAGCUCUUGGAUGGACCCUCCCCCCUUUUCUAACACAUCCAAUCCCUGGGCUCCAUGUGCCAACUCGCACACAGACCCCUGGGAGGUGGCACAGGCACCAUCCAGUCCCCCCUGUGAUGCCUGGGAUGGCCCCACAAAUGGGGACGAUGACGGGACCGAUCCAUUCACAGCCCAAGAGGAGGAGAGGCUUCAGCAGGAGGUUCUCCGAGUGUCCCCCCCUCUGCCUGCCAGCCCAACAGAUGCUGAGCUGUUUGGAAUCAAACCUACGUCCCACUUGUUUUCUGGACAAGACUCCAGGUCGGAUCUGUUCAGAGCGGACCCGCCGGUGAAACCCCUGGUAAAUGGACGGGAGUCAGACAGCCCUGAGAUGUUCCACUUGUCCCGGUUAGCGCCCCCCCUCGGCGCCCCGCCUGCACGUGUGUGUCGGACUCCAGAGGCUUUUCUAGGACCCACGGGGGCCUCGCUGGUCAAUUUGGACACUCUGAUACCUCCUAAGCCUCCCAGCAAGAUGCAGAAUAACCCCUUCCUCUCAGGCCUGAGUGCACCAUCUCCCACCAACCCGUUCCACUGCGACCAGCCGCGCCUCACCCUCAACCAGAUGCGGCCGUGCUCCACCUCGCCUCUGCCUCCUCACAUGCUGCAUUACAGCCCGUCGCUGCCCCUCCCUCUGCUCCACCAGCCCCCCGUCCUCCCGUCCUCCCUCACACAACCUCCUGCUGGACUCCUGGACCUCCCCUCUAACCUCCCGCAGCCUCUGCUCCCCCUGUCUCCACGAUCAGCCCAGACUCAAACACACAGCCACAACCCGUUCCUCUGA